Molecule: messenger RNA, 612 nt
Organism: Rotaria socialis
Lineage: Eukaryota; Metazoa; Rotifera; Eurotatoria; Philodinida; Philodinidae
Source: the annotation of a GenBank genome assembly
AUGUCAGCUGAAUAUAUGCGACAGAAAACAAUUCCAAUAAAUCAACAAUCUGAAAAACAAAACUGUUUUUUAGAAGCAAUUAUGAAAUCUGAUUUAGAAGCAUUUGAUAUAUUAUUAAGUGAUGAUCUUAUAGUAAUCAAUCAUUCUGCCUCAUCUUGUUAUAAUUAUAAUAUUUUUCAAUUUAUUGUUGUAUAUUCAACACAUAAAUUUAUUGAUUGUGUAAUUACUAAAUAUUUCAAUAUGAUUAAUAAUUUAACUGAAGGUGGCAAAAAUCUUGUACCAGUAGCAUGUGAAAGAGGUGAUAAGAAUGUAUUAAAAAUAAUUUUAACAUAUUUUGCAUUUGCAUCACUUAAUGAUACAAGUAGUUCAAAACAAUCACAUAAUUAUUUAGGUUGUGAUAAGCCAUAUUCAAUUGAACUUACAGAAUAUAAAAAUGACAUUCCAUUAUCUUGCGUUAUUCGUGAUAAUCAUCCUGAUUUUUUAUUAAUUUUAUUUAAAUUUAAAUCGUUUACAUUUGAUUGUUUUACAAAAGAGCAGAAACACGAAAUAUUUCAUCUUUGUUUAUUAGCUGAAUAUCGUCGAUAUACCAUGGAUAAAAAUAAGUUGAGAUAG